This is a messenger RNA of Trichobilharzia szidati, 3429 nucleotides long. Lineage: Eukaryota; Metazoa; Platyhelminthes; Trematoda; Strigeidida; Schistosomatidae. The record is from the annotation of a GenBank genome assembly.
GUCACAAUAAAUAUUCUUCACUGUCUAGUGUCAUUCGCCAAACUAAUAAUAUGUAUGCAAAAUCAAAUUUAUGGUUCGCAUAUCGUGGAGCAGUUAAACAAUUUUCUUUAUAUUAAAACUUAAUAGUUUCUGUGAUAACACGUUUAUCUGGAUUGAUAAUAUAGACUUCGUAUAUGAAGAUGACCGCAAGACAAUCUGAGGAUUUAAAUACCAUGCCUAAUUUUGUUCCAACACGUAUUCAAUGCUACCUAUGCGAUUUACCACGUUAUCCAUGGGCAAUGCUAUCAGAAUUCAGUGAACCAGUUUGUCGUGGUUGUGUCAACUAUGAAGGAGCUGACAGGAUAGAAUGUGUUCUUAGUCGGGCUAGAUUAAUGAAAAUGCACUAUUUACCACGUGUAUAUCAUCAGAGAACUGUCAAUGAUAAACUAGAAGAAUAUUCUUCCUCCUCUAAUACUGCACCUUUAUCAACAUCCUCAACACAUGAUGAACGUAAUAUUUCCUUUAAUGAUUUAAAUAUGGAGCCAAGAAAAUCACCAUUAGAUGUGAACAAAUCGCUGAUGUUUAAAACACAAAUCAAUAAAAAUCCUGAAGUAAAUCGUUUUAUUGAUUCACAUCUUUUAAAUAAUCAGAUUAACGAUGAUAUUUAUAAAAGUAUAAGUAUGCUAACAGGGAGCAAUAUACAACCAACUCCAGCGAAUAUUUCGUCAACUUCAGUGACAUCAUCAGCCUCGUCAUCGACUAUUACAAGUAAUAAUGUAGGAAAUUCUCCACAACAACGUGAUUAUGAUAAUCGUUUAAAAGAUGUUUGUAUGAAUUUUUUAAAGUAUGUUUCAUUGCCGCCAUCCUUAGCAUCAAAUGCCUCAUUAUUAGCAAAUUUAAAUUCUAAAACAAUAUUCUCUACUGAAGAUCAACUGGAACAUUCAAACACAACAGAAGAUUGUUCAACGGCUCAAUUUAAAGGGAAUCAUCAAAAUAAAGGAGUCAUUGUAUCACCAUCACAAAGUGAUAGUCUAAUAAAUUCUUCACUACCUAAUGUUGUAUUGAAUCCAAAUGAAAUGAAUGCAAUAAAUACGCCUAAGCUGAAUACUUUUCUAAAUGAUGACUCGAUAGAUAGCUCUGUUACAGAAGCAAAGAAUGGUUUGAUACCAGAGUCAACAUUACAGUCUCUGUGGAAUUCUCGCCUACUGACAACCUACAUACAAAUCAUUGGAAGUAUUUUAGGCUCAAAUCCAACAGUCACUGAUGAAGAAAACCAUCAACAAUUGAAUAACAGUGUAAACAGAUUGAAUUCUCAGAAUAAAGCGAAUACAGGAAAUCUGCUGAAUCCCCUGAUCCCUCCAUACCUGUUCAAUGAAAACUCUCAUACUGGAAAGUUGUCCAAGCUGAAUAUGAAUUCAAAUCAUUCUCAUCUAUUGCUGGCACAACAGUUAAAGCUGCCUAUUCUUAUAAGAUUACGUAACCAAUCAAAUAUUCAAGCACAUUUCUUAGGCUUAAAUCAUACUUCCCUUAUUAAUGAGGAUGGUAACCAUUCAGAACAGAAUACUAGCAAUUUAGUGAAUAUCAUGUUUUUUGAAUACCCCAUUGGUUCGUCAAAUACAUGUAAAGGUUUUCAUCAGCUGAUAAAACUAAUCAAUACAAGAGUUAGUCAUCAGAAGAAACACUUAAAUACUGAUGUCAACGGUAACAAUGGUGAUGAUACUGCUACUGAUAAUGAUAAUGUCAACUGUUUAGGCGUUGAAGACUUUGAGUAUGAAGUGGGUAGAGAUCAUGUUAAUCAAAUUAUUUGGGCACCGUUUAUUGAUUUAAUCAUGUUAAUCAUCCAAUUGAUUUAUCAACCAUUUAUUCAAAAACAGAUAUCCGCUACAACGCCAUUAUUAUUGCCUAGAGAUUUAUUAAAACAAAUCAAUAUGCUAAACAGUACAACUGUUGAAACAAUGAAUUUAUCAAGAAAACGAAAUUCUAAUAGUUAUAGUUCAGAUGAUCCUAAUUUAAAUCAAAUGUAUGAUAUAGGUCAAAAACAGCCUCGACUUGAAAAUGCUCAAAGUUAUCUUCACAAUGAACUCAAUGGGAUUAAAAGUCAUAUCGGGAAUAAUUAUACCAGUAAUAUCAAUAAUCCAUCAGAUAGGAUGACUGAUCCUUUGAAGAAAUGGAAACCUCUAUUACAGCCUAGAAAAUCACCGAGUAAAAGAAUAUUGUGCAAUUUAUGUCCACGUCAUUUGGAAGGUAGUCAUUUCGUUCAGUGUCCAGCUAAUCCAGAGCAUAGAUUUUGUUUUCAAUGUGCUCGGAAUUAUCUGGAAAGAAUGAUGAAUGAACAUCAAACAGCUAGAAGUGGUAGUAAUUUGAAUAAUCUGAAAAUUUUGGAAAUUUAUUGUCCUAGCGGUAAAAAAUGUGUUUUACCAGGUUCAAAAUCACCAUGGGCAUUUGUCACUUCAGAGAUAGCUGCUAUUUUAGGCAAAACUCAGGUCAAUGAUCAUAUCUCUCGAAGUGAUCCGUCAUUAACAUCGGUAAAUACAAGUGUCCAGGAUACACCGGCUAGUGUUGCUACUAGUUACAGUAUAAAUAUUAACAAGUGUUCCACUAAUGCUAAUCACAAUCUGCCAACCAACUGUCGAUUAGAAACUAUCUCAAAUACUAGUUCUACACAAUCCUCGUCAAACAGUCAACAGGAUGGCAGUGAUCUUUUGUCUCCGCAUAGUGUAAACUCAAAAACUCCACCUGAAUCGCCAAUAAAAACAUCGCUGAGUGAAGUCUCUUUAUCUCUUAGCAGUAAACCAGUCAGUACUGGCUGUCAUCAAAUAGGAAUGAAUAAAAUGCCUAAAGAUAGUCAUAAUAUAUGCGGAAAACUGCGUAGUCAUCGACGUCUAACAUCGUCCCCUUUGUCGGUAAGCACUACUUCCUCACCAGCUACUUCAACACCAUCACUGUCAUCCUCAAUGAUUAAAUCCAAUGAAGUGAAAUCUAAAUCGUCAUCAUCUACUUCAUCAUUGUCGUCAACAUCAACAAUAAAAUUAGUCGAGAAUGAUUCCACAAAAAGUAACAUUGAACUAUCACCUUCUGAGAUGAGUAAUGAGAUUUCAGAUAAUGAAUAAAUAAGUCAAUCAGUCUUGUUCUUCUGUAUCAGUUGGAAAUGUUGCCACUUUCUCGCAUACCCGUACUCCUUCACCCUUCUAUCACUAUCACCAUUACUUCUUUAUUAAUAACUGUAUGAAGAACAGAAUAUAUAACAGUGAUUAACAUACUUACUGUCUAUUGCUUGUACAAAAUUAUUGUUAUUGUUAUUAUAAUUGCCAUUAUUGAUUUUUUUUCAUUUUUGAAUUAACUUCAGAAUAUUAUUUGAACAGUUUAACAGUAUAUUAUGAGUAUAAUAAUAAUUAUUAUUACUGCUAUGAAUACUAUUCAAGAAAUAAUCCACAUUAUAUAAUAAUAAAA